AAACCUUUUCCUCACACACCGACACCCCCACAUUUUUAUUUUUUCAUCUAUACUUAUACAUAUAUCACUAUCCCUCCCAUCUCUAUAUUUUUCUAUUCCCCUUCUUCUCUCUUUUUAUUCACUUCCUCCACCAUGCAAGCUAUUAUUAUUUCUUUCCUUCUCAUCAUCACAUCCCUGCUUUUCAGUUCUUUCUUUCUUCUUCUUUUCCCUUUCCUCCACUGCUGGCACCACCACAAGCACAAAAAAUUGCCUCCUGGUUCCAUGGGUUGGCCUUAUCUAGGAGAGACCCUCAAGCUCUACACUCAAAACCCAAAUUCCUUCUUCUCUAACCGACAAAAACGGUAUGGAGAUAUAUUCAAGACAAACAUAUUGGGGUGUCCUUGUGUGAUGAUAUCAAGCCCUGAGGCCGCUAGAAUUGUGCUUGUGACUCAAGCACAUCUCUUCAAGCCAACAUACCCUCCAAGCAAAGAGAAGUUGAUAGGGCCAGAGGCUGUGUUCUUUCAACAAGGUGCCUAUCACUCCAUGCUCAAGAGGUUGGUUCAAGCCUCUUUUUUACCCUCCACAAUUAAGCACUCAGUCUCUGAGGUCGAGCGAAUUGUCAUCAAAAUGGUGCCAACUUGGACCUACAAAACUAUCAACACCUUGCAAGAGAUGAAAAAGUAUGCAUUUGAAGUAGCUGCAAUCUCAGCCUUUGGGGAAAUAAAGGAGCUUGAAAUGGAAGAAAUCAGGGAGCUCUAUCGUUGCUUGGAGAAGGGAUACAACUCUUAUCCAUUAAAUGUUCCUGGAACUUCCUAUUGGAAGGCAAUGAAGGCAAGGAGGCAUUUGAAUGAGAGCAUAAGGAGGAUAAUAGAGAGAAGAAAGGAAAGUUCAAAUUAUGGUGGGGGGCUAUUGGGAGUUCUAUUGCAAGCUCGAGGUGAGAAGAACAACAAGUACUAUCAGCAGCUCACAGAUUCUCAAGUUGCUGAUAAUCUCAUUGGUGUCAUCUUUGCUGCACAUGACACCACAGCAAGUGCUCUAACAUGGGUCCUCAAGUACUUGCACGACAACGCCAAUCUAUUGGAAGCUGUGACGAAAGAACAAGAAGGAAUAAAAAACAAACUAGCUAUGGAAAAUCGUGGACUUUCGUGGGAUGAUACCAGGCAGAUGCCGUUCACUAGCCGGGUGAUCCAAGAAACACUGAGAAGUGCAAGCAUUUUGUCAUUCACAUUCAGAGAAGCAGUAACAGAUGUUGAGUUGGAAGGUUACACUAUUCCAAAAGGUUGGAAGGUCCUUCCCCUCUUCAGAAGCAUUCAUCAUUCUGCUGACUUCUUCCCUCAGCCAGAGAAGUUUGACCCUUCAAGAUUCGAGGUGCCACCGAGACCAAACACAUACAUGCCUUUUGGAAAUGGAGUCCACUCUUGUCCAGGCAGUGAGCUGGCUAAGCUUGAGCUUCUUGUCCUCCUUCAUCAUCUUACCCUUUCUUACAGGUGGCAAGUUGUGGGAAAUGAAGAUGGAAUUCAAUAUGGUCCUUUUCCAGUGCCCAAACAUGGGUUACCAGUGAAGAUAACCCCGAGGAACAAGAUAUUUACGUGAAGUUGGAAACUUUAAUUAGACCCAUUGAGAAUGAACCCAGAACAUGUUAAGAAAGUGGGGCCAAAGCAAUUUGUCCCCUCUCAAGAUAAUGAAGAUUAUUAUUUUUUUUCUUUUUUCAUUUUGUUGUAGAGGUAAAAAGAUUCCUCUCACAUUUAUAUAGGCUCUAUAUGAGAUGAAUCUAGCUAGCUACCUCUGAUUACACUCUGCAUGUUUGUGCAGGAAAAAAAAUGUACAAGAAAAUAAAAUAUUCAAAAUUGGAAUAUGUGAAUGCUGAAUGUAUAAUUGAAUUUAUGUUUUGAUUGAAGAAUAAAGAUAAGUUUGUAGAUUA
Molecule: messenger RNA, 1900 nt
Organism: Glycine soja
Lineage: Eukaryota; Viridiplantae; Streptophyta; Magnoliopsida; Fabales; Fabaceae
Product: abscisic acid 8'-hydroxylase 2
Exons: 8
Coding region: 133-1572 (479 amino acids)
Biological process (GO): sterol metabolic process
Molecular function (GO): iron ion binding; monooxygenase activity; heme binding
Source: RefSeq, a predicted model, not a curated record